AUGGGUGUCGUUGGCGACAGUUAUUCUUAUCCUAAAAGUCUGUUUUUUCAAAACUACAACCCGUCAAAAGAAUUUACACCCCUGGAUAGCAACGUUUUAGCGCUUCUUUAUGACGAAUCCAUUCCAUUCAACUAUCCAACAUCGUCAUUUGAAAGCGACUUCGGCGAUCUGCUGUUGCACGUCGGAGUGGAAGGGCGAAUCGGAAAACUGUUAAAAAGUUCGUCGCGUGAUAGGCUGGUUGCUGACGAAAUAGAGGCAUGUUUCACGAGAGGUGAGCUACUCAAACACUCCAAAGAGGUGGGGGUGUUUCUGAGUGGAUCGGUUGAAAGGGCAGAUUCCGCAACCUUAGGGAUGGCCGUCGCGUCCCUCAACAAAAUUUCUCCUGAUAUGAAAAUCAGACUUGCCGGAAGAGGUGACUUAGGGGCCGAUUACGGGAUCAGCUUUAACCUAAUUCAAACGGCCGAUCAAGCAGAUGCUACUAAAAUCUCAAUUGAGAAUAAGAUGGGAGCCGACUGCAUGUUUCCUAAAUUAAUCAGGAGUAAUGUUCUGCUUUCAUUCAAUUCAAGUAAUAAAGCCAGGAAUUUGCGGCAGCGGAGUAUUAUUGAAGCGUUGUUUUUUAGCCUGGUCCAGUUGCCGCCGACUCGUCUUGGUGGUCAAAAGCUGUUUAAGGUCACCGAUGAAUCCAUUAUUUUCAAUGAUUACUAUGCAGAUCUGAUCAAGCUCGUUUAUUCAAAUGAGUUUAUGGACGGGCUGAAAUUAAGUGAAUUCAGAAAGUUGUCCAGCCGGAUAAGACCUUGCCAAUUCACAUCUUUGAUUACAAAAUAUCAUUAUAUCUUUUCAUAUAAUAUACCAAUUGAUAUUCCUCCAGAAGAAGAGCCUCUACAUCAAGCUCUCAACUGUAUUCUUACUAUCUGUCAAACACGUUAUUUGGUUAAUUCAUCAACCAGUCGACGAGGAUAUUUGAAUGUUCGUUUAACGCCUGAAGAAUAUGCGGACUUACGAGAACACUUGCAAAAUCAACAACGUAAUGAAAAAGUGAAUCUUCUCGAUCUCGAAAGACAUCCUAAUUCGCCUGUAUGGACAAUAAUACGACAAGGUCUUGAUUUUUUCAAGAUCGCUCAUAAAUUCGUUUUUCGAAUUGUGUCAAUUGAAAUCAAUGUUCAGCAUGCAAUAUCCGUUGUCAAAGAAUUUGAACACGAAAUAAAGAAGAUUCCAGUUUGUCUUGCAGGUGACGCGGCUAUGGCCGUACAUUUCUGGCCAGGGAGAGGAAUGAAUUCUGGUAUGAAAGCGGCAAUGGCUCUUGCUCGAAAUAUCGCUCGUCUGUUCGUACGACACGAUUCUACUGAAAUGAUAGUCGUUCGCAAACCUCUCACUUAUGAAGAUUUUCUUGAAUACGAAGAGUUCAUGAUUUGUCUUCGAAACCGAGAACAGCACAACCGAUCUCUUCGAAUUACUAAUUAUCCAAUUGACAGAAGCGUUGAAACUGCUUAUGAUUUCUUCCACUUACCUGGUAGCUAUCAAUUCUAUAUCAAUACUCUCAAAAGCAAACUCGAAAGAGCUCGUACAUUGUUACAAAAUCGACCGGACUGGCCACGUCAACAUAGCCCAAUCACUGACAAAGAACUAGACAACGCAUCGAAUAGAGUAUCUGCUAAUGCUGUUGCUCAACUUUCUCUUGCUAAUCCAUGGCCAACUCGAGAAAUGGCUGGAGAUGAAAUACUUGUCGAAAAUUAUUUUCCCUUGGACGGAAAAACAUUCUUACCUCUUCCUUCAUCUGUUACGUGGUUAAUACCGGAUAGUGUACAACAAACAGUAGCUGACAACACAACAAAUGAAAAAGUAUCAUACACCUCGGUCAUCUGCAUAGUUCGAUCUACUGAUGUUAUACAUCCAGUGUGGUGUAUAGAAACGGGUGGUGAUAGCUUUCCGUUGACUGCAGGCUGUGGAAGAGAACAGUAUUUGCCUCAUGAAGGUCCACAAAAUGUAUUUGAUUUAAGUCUUGAUACGAAAUAUCUCUGUUUCGGAAAAUUUACUGCUCGUCAUGAUUGUAAUGAAAAAGAAUGGUUUCGUGCAGGCUUCAAUGUUACUCCAAGUCGUGGUAUAACAUGUGCCUUAGGAUUUUCCUUUAGUACAAGUAACGAUUUUCCAGAACGUGAUCCAGUCAUGAUCACUAUUGAAGGAAGUAACGAAGGUGAUCCUAGACAAGGAUCAAGCUGGACUCUGAUCUACGAUGGUUUAUCUGGUAUUGAAGAAGAUCCAGGUAGAAAAUCAUGUGGUGUUGAAAAGUAUAUUUCGAAUGAUAAAUGGUUUACAAGUUAUCGAGUAUUAGUAACGCACACACGCGCUGCAUGUAACUGUUGUCAGUAUAGUCAAUUCUUUUUCUUUGGGCAUUAA
This is a messenger RNA of Adineta ricciae, 2394 nucleotides long. NCBI's taxonomy places the organism in Eukaryota, Metazoa, Rotifera, Eurotatoria, Adinetida, Adinetidae. The record is from the annotation of a GenBank genome assembly.